This is a messenger RNA of Oryza brachyantha (malo sina), 1886 nucleotides long. Its product is annotated as putative ubiquitin-like-specific protease 1B. Gene Ontology annotation, molecular function: deSUMOylase activity. The transcript has 9 exons. The record is from RefSeq and is a predicted model, not a curated record. Gene Ontology annotation, biological process: protein desumoylation. Gene Ontology annotation, cellular component: nucleus. Lineage: Eukaryota; Viridiplantae; Streptophyta; Magnoliopsida; Poales; Poaceae. The coding region runs from base 157 to 1392 and encodes 411 amino acids.
CGUCUCCUCGUCUUCUCCCGUGAGCCGUCCAGUGGAGCUCCCCAACUGCUCAAACCCCUAGCCACCGCCGCCGCCGCCGCCGCCGACCAACCUAGGGCAUGCUCCUCCUCCCCUUCCCCGAAUAGCAACCCCCAUGGCCCUAGCCCCCUCCUCGCCAUGACCUACCUCGCCUCCCUCCUCACCCUCCACCGCCGCAAGCGCCACCGCGACGCCUCCCACUUCCACGGCCCGCUGCGCCACCGCCGCCGCCGCCUCGGCCUCUGCCCUGGGACGUUCCCUGCCCCCUCCUUCCCACCGCCGCCGAUCCCGCGGGAGGCGGCGUCCUUCGCGUUCGACAUGGGGAACUUCAUCUCGGGCUUGCUGUGUAAACCCGGCAGGGACGACGAUGGCCUGGGGGUGUACAGGGGCUGGGUGGCGGAUCUCACGGCGGCCACGAGGGACGACGAUGCGGAGCUUGGCCUGUCCGUGGUGACGCGGAGGGUCGGGGACCCGAGGAAGGCCGCCUUGGAGGGGGCGGCGCAUCCGCGGGAGCGGGAGAAGAGGGAACCGUACUACAGGAGGGAGCUUGAAAGGGCGAGGAGUCGUGACAAGAGGUUGGGUGACCUCGCUUCGCAGGUGAAUCUACACGAGGAGAGGCUUGCUGAUCUGCGGAAGGCACCCAAGGAGGAUCUGUCUGAACUCUUUGCAUGUUUAACUGAAGAAGAGGAAAAUGAAGUUCACAAGUGUUUGUAUGGUAGGGGUUCAAGUACUCAAGUCCUUGCGCUGCAUGAGCCAUCGAAUAUUGAGGUCAGCAGAGAGAAGUUCCGGUGUUUGAGACCGAAGGCCUGGUUAAAUGAUGAGGUCAUUAAUUUGUACCUUGAAUUAUUGAAGGAGAGAGAAACAAGAGAACCAAAAAGGUUUUUGAAAUGCCAUUUCUUUAAUACAUUCUUUUAUAAAAAGCUUACUUCUGGAAAAACUGGAUAUGACUACAAAUCUGUCAAAAGAUGGACUACCCGCAGGAGGUUGGGUUAUGAGCUCAUUGAGUGUGAUAAAAUCUUUGUCCCUGUACAUAAAGAUGUCCAUUGGUGCUUAGCAAUUAUAAACAUGAAGGAAAAGACAUUCCAAUAUCUUGAUUCUCUUGGUGGUUGCGAUUGCCAUGUAUCAAGAGUACUGGCUAGAUAUAUUGCAGAGGAAGUGAAGGACAAGAGUAAUAAAGAGAUUGACAUAAGUUCUUGGCACGAAGACUCAGUUGGCUAUAUUCCUUUACAGCAAAAUGGGUGGGACUGUGGUAUGUUUAUGCUCAAGUACAUUGAUUUCCACAGCAGAGGACUGAGUCUGUCUUUUAGUCAGGAAGAUAUGGAAUACUUCAGAAAGAGGACAGUGAAGGAAAUCUUAAGAUUAAGAGCUGACUAAUGAUUACCAAUCUUUUCAUUUUAGUAAACUACUGUUUAACUUAGGUUGAUAAGCAUACAAUGGAAUUGUCCGAAAUCAUGCGAAGCUGGCUAAGAUAGGAUAUAGUAUAUGUUUUCAGUGAGAAGCUGGAGUUUUGUCAGUAUGUAAACCUGAAGCUUCUGGCAUUGGAUGCUGUUGAUAGUACGGGAGUUCUGUAAAGUUUUCUUCUUGGCAGAAAGAACAAGAGACCGAAGAGAAUGUAGGGUGAACUUUAGAAGACUAGGUCUAGUGCUACUAAUAUUUGUACCAUUUGUUGCAUAUUCGAGGGCUCUACCGUAGACAUUAGCUACUCGAGCUGGUGGGGAUUGGCUGAUAUGAUCUCAAUUUUACUUCAGUUUGCCGGAAAAGAAAAGAAGUGGAACCCGGCAUCCAAUCGAAAACUAAGGCGUCUAUAUUUGUGGUGUACUUAACAAACUGACUUCUUUGCAAACCAUGGGCUUACAUGUUCUAGUUUA